UUUUUAGAAAAACUUGCAGAUAUAGUUUUAGACAUCUUAAUGAAAGAAAGAAGCACGAUUCGAAGAUGGAUCAGACAUCGCCCGGCGAUAUUGCGUGCGAAACGGAUUAUUAUCAUAAGCAGGACAGGAAAUUGCUGAAAGUCGUUAAGGAGAAGACACAGAACGAGGUGAAACAUAUGCAGAGAGAAGUGCAAAUCAUGAAGAACAAGAUUGAUGAAUACAAUCGCGGCAUAAACGAGAAUAUGAGAUUUCUAAAGAGCCUAGAGAAAGAUUUAUUUGCUGGUGGCAAGAAGACCUAA
Messenger RNA from Atta colombica, 299 nucleotides. RefSeq lists its product as uncharacterized. The transcript has 3 exons. The coding region runs from base 66 to 299 and encodes 77 amino acids. Lineage: Eukaryota; Metazoa; Arthropoda; Insecta; Hymenoptera; Formicidae. The record is from RefSeq and is a predicted model, not a curated record.